This is a messenger RNA of Polyodon spathula (Mississippi paddlefish), 6087 nucleotides long. RefSeq names its product inositol-trisphosphate 3-kinase B (gene itpkb). The coding region runs from base 504 to 2594 and encodes 696 amino acids. Lineage: Eukaryota; Metazoa; Chordata; Actinopteri; Acipenseriformes; Polyodontidae. The record is from RefSeq and is a predicted model, not a curated record. Gene Ontology annotation, cellular component: cytoplasm; nucleus. The transcript has 8 exons. Gene Ontology annotation, biological process: inositol phosphate biosynthetic process. Gene Ontology annotation, molecular function: inositol-1,4,5-trisphosphate 3-kinase activity; inositol tetrakisphosphate kinase activity.
UCAUACCCGCAUAGACACAGUCUAACUUCCUUCCUGCUUUUUAGUACUUUAAACAAACAAAUGCAAAGCCAAGAGAAACGGUCUGCUACGAGACUAUACUGUACAAGACCUAACCUGGAUUACGAGGCUGACGAAUGAUACAAAAACAAAAACACAAAAAAAGCAGCUCCCAAAACCAUUCUCCACAAACCUGUUACUACAGAUGUUGGAUUGGUGACCUGUCUAGAAGUUGUAGCUGCUAUGCAACAAGGUCGCUACUACAGUUUCUACGUGUAAGGAUUUAAAUGGAACGUAUAUGUGAUGUAAAAAGCGCAGGAACACUGUUUGAGCUAAUUUGUUUAUGGAGUUUUCUGUGUUGAAUUAACCUCCAAGCAACAGCCCUGUCAAUCUGACCUUCCUGUAACCUUUGUGGUCUUCCAAAGCAAUGCUGGGUUUCCUGAACACAAGCAGCAACCAGGACCAAGGCUAAAUGGGAUCCAUCAAGACACCAACAGCCCAGUACUAUGGCUGCUUAUGCCUUGAAUAGUUUGAUAAUGAUGAAUACCAACAAUGUGAAAAGUGGCAGCACUCCUCGAACCGGAAGGCCAGUGUUGCCCGUGCCAGACAGAAACGCUGCGUACUGCCAAGUCUUAGUGAGUGGGGGCAUGUACAGCCCUGGCAGUCUUAGCCCUUCCUCGCCCAGGACCACCUUUGUGUUUCCCGACCAAAACGACCAGAGGGGGCGAUCGCCGACGAGGCAGAAGGAUACCCUAGGGGUGGAACAGGUGGGGCGCGUAAGGAGGCUGAGCAGCCCCAGUCGGGGCAGGUUUAGCGAUGACAGUCAGCCACCCAGUCCUGGACCUUUUGGCGAGCUCAGCUGGAAGCUGGGCUUUCCAGAGGAGAAACAAAUUAAAAGGACAGUGCAGAUCCCUCAGAUACACAGGGAGUUACAAAACGUGGAGGUGAACAAAAAAGUUGGCCUGUUUGAAGCCCACAUCUCGGACAUACGGACCCAAGUGCAGAACUCGGAAAUUAUCCGCAGUCCACGACCUAGCCGUAAACCUGAAUUCCCCUUUGAGCCCAGCAAGAACGCUCAGGACACUGAAACCAUCUGGCCAGCUUCUCCCAGACUUCCUGACCACUUGUCAAACAUCCCUAAGGAACUUCAGAAUGGGAAAGGAUGUAGUGGCUCAGAGGUAGCAGAUUGCAGCAUGGUGAAUUGUAAAAAGGAAAACAGCACAGCUGAUCCAAAAAGGGAACAGGUCACUACUUUGCAGGAUGUUAAUGCACCAGCAGCCAGCAGUCAUUCCCUGAGUUCACCCAAGGCCUCCAUAGUUGGCAAGAACUUGGCAGCCGUUGAGGUAGCAACAGAGACAAAGCCCAGCUUGAUUGAAGGAGGAGUCAGGCAACAGCAGGACCUAAGGCAAGCUCCAUCCUCGGCCUCAGGUGGAGGGAACUGCUCUGAUCUGGGAAACAUACCCUUUGUCAUAAUCACGGACCACGGGAUGGAGGCAUCUGGGGAUGGGGCAGAUUUACCCUGCAGCCCCAGUGCUAAUAUAUCUUUAAGGAAGCUCUCCUCAUCUUCUGCCUCUUCUGCUGGCUUUUCUUCAUCCUGGGAGGAAUCUGAGGAUGAUAUCUCAAGUGACCCGGAGCGAGUGGAGGGGCAGUCGUCAACGUUCCUACAAACCGGACAUCAGGGCAACAGAGCGAGUAAAUCAUGGAGGAAAAUCAAAAAUAUGGUGCACUGGUCACCAUUCGUCAUGUCCUUCAAGAAGAAGUACCCUUGGAUCCAGCUGGCUGGGCAUGCAGGUAGCUUCAAAGCUGGCGCCAAUGGCAGGAUAUUGAAGAAACACUGUGACUGUGAGCAGCGUUGCCUUGACCGGUUGAUGAAUGAUAUAUUGAAGCCCUAUGUCCCUGCUUACCACGGUGAUGUGGAGAAGGAUGGUGAAAAGUAUAAUCAGAUGGAUGACCUGCUGGCUGAGUUCGAUUUGCCUUGUGUCAUGGACUGUAAAAUGGGAUCAAGGACAUACUUGGAAGAGGAGCUAACGAAAGCCCGUAAGAAGCCCAGCUUACGGAAAGACAUGUACCAGAAAAUGAUUGAGGUGGACCCAACCGCGCCAACGCCAGAGGAGCAGGAACAACAGGCAGUGACCAAGCCUCGCUAUAUGCAGUGGAGGGAGACCAUUAGCUCAACAGCAACUCUGGGCUUCCGAAUAGAGGGAAUUAAGAAGGAAGAUGGCACUGUAAACAGAGACUUCAAGAAGACCAGAAGCAGGGAGCAGGUGACUGAGGCCUUCCAAGACUUUGUCAAGGGAAACAAGAAUAUCCUGGCUGGUUAUUUGAAACAACUAAAGGACCUAAGAGCAACCUUGGAGAUUUCACCAUUCUUUGAAACCCAUGAGGUAAUAGGCAGCUCUGUGCUCUUUGUCCAUGAUAAACGAGAGCAAGCCAAAGUGUGGAUGAUUGACUUUGGCAAAACCACUCCACUGCCAGACGGGCAAGUCUUGAGCCACCGAGUGACCUGGGAGGAGGGCAACAGGGAAGACGGCUACCUCUGGGGGCUUGAUAACCUCAUAGACAUUAUCACAGAAAUGGCGGAGAGGGACUCGCUUUAAUACAAGUAAAUUUGUAUGAAAAACUAAAACACCCUUGGAACCCGCACUACAGGACCCUCUUUGUUUCCAAAAAAGCUACUGUCCCUCCAAAGAAAGAGCUGUGUAGAUGUUGUACAUAUUAGAUAUUGUAAAGAUGAUGUGUCAAUUUGUAGAUUGUUGCAGCCUUAUCUUAAGUGUGCAGUUGCAGAGAAAAACUCAAAUGCAUUUGUUAUGGGACAUAAACCCACCCAUUCAUCCCUGUGUAUGUAAACUCCAUUACAAUGGACACCCACCUAUAUAACAAAAUAACCAUGUACCCUUUCUGUUAUAAAUAACAGACACAAAAACUCUUAUACAGUAUAUCACCUUUUUAUUUGAAAUGCUGCAACUUCCAUCAGCAAUUUCUGUAUUCAUGAAAUCAUAUUCAGUUUCACCUUUCCCUUUUAAAUUAGAGAAAUGAGGUCUUCCUGGACAACAUGUUGGUUAAUAAUUAUUGGCCACCAUUUAUGUUACAAGAUUUUGUACCAUUUAGGUCCAAACAUACUUACUGCUGUUUUAUGUUUCACUUUUGCAAACAACUGAGUUUAACUUAAAUGUAAUUGAGUUACAUAAUAUUUUUGCAACAGAUGUAAGCUUGGUUUUACCUUUCUGAAAACUACAAAUGUAACCAAUAUACAAAUUUCCAUUUCAAUAAUACAGAAUUAAUACAGUCUGAAUUUGACUAUCGCUUCCUAAAAUCCUGCUGUUUCCCAUGUACAGCCGAAGACUGUAUGAUAUAGCUAAUAGUAAACAUUGGAAAAAUCUGACUAAAAGUAUGAAUUCAGAAAAGAACAGAAAACUAAAUUGCAUCUUCAAAGCUAUGUUUAAAUGCAACUAUAAGACUUGUAUUUGUCUCUCAAAGAUAUGUGUAGAAUUUAGUACACUUGCGUGAAACUAAAGCUAAUAGAGAAACAUUUAGUGUGAUUGUUUGCAGUGUAUCCAGACUUGUCAUGUACUGUACUACUGAUUCACGGGGUGUUUGUUGAGACUGUAAGGAUAGAAUAAAGGAAGCAGAAACAAGCUGGUUAGUGGGACAAGAGGAUAGAAGGCGAGCUGAUUGCCCAGACUUAAAGGCAGGUUUGGAGGGGUUCGGACUUGAAGUUAGGAUAGGAAGAGAUCCCCGACCGCAGGACCGGGCUUGGUCGAAGGCUGAAGCCUGGAGAAUCUGAAAACACAUAAAAGGGCCCUGUUUCGUCAGAGGUGCCUCUCGGGGUGAAGGAAAGUCUGAUGAAUCAGGACUUGAAAGGAAAGAUAGAAAUGGGUUCACUGACUGAUCUGGUGCUGCCCUCGGACAAGGUGAGGUACAGGCCUCCAAAUCUAGGGCAGAGAGGCAUCCUGCAGGGAACCUGCAACAAAGAGAGAUGGAUUAGUUUGGGACUCGGCACUGAGAGCGUAAAGCAGGCCACGUCCUGAGGGAAAUAGAACAGAGCCUCGGGUGACGAGGAAAAUUAUCGCAUGAGCUAUGACGGGAUAGUGUGACCGGGGGUCCCGUCUGACUCACAGCAGUGGGAACCCCCUAGAGCGAGGACGAGGUCACUGAAGCAGACCUGAGGUUGGGGAAGUGAGACUCACUUGUCCCCCAUAGGAGACCGAUGCAAAGGCAUGUAGAGGAAGGAGGAGGAGGAGGAGGACAAAGCGAAAACACUAGAUAGGGGAAGUGCUUAAGAUUUUGCUUUAAAUAGAGAGUUAAUAAUGAUAGACAUUAAUUAAGCAGCCCCAACGCCCGCCCCCUGAAUCUCACUCAAAUGCUAGCAUCAAUGUUCUAAUAAAAACAAAGCCAUGGAUGUAAUUGUUUUCUGGUUUGUGUACCAUAAUUCCAACUGUUUUCCAUUCAAGUUCUGUGAAGAAGCACACAUAAAUGUGUCCAUAGCAAAAUAUUUUACCCUUGCAUAGAAAGGCUUGUUUGUGUUUGUCUUCUGUGUCUACUUUGCUGUUAAAUUUCUCUUUAUUAUAGUCUAUUAAUAUUCAUAAACCAUACCAACAUGUUUUCUAUGAGUACAGCCAAUUGGUGCUUUAUGAAUACCAUAUAUAGUGACAAGUUAUUGCACCAUUGGAUUCAAGGUAGCUUUGAUGCUGCUUUACUGCUCUCUGCUGGAGGUUAGUAGUAAUAGUGCACAGGAAUCACAAGUGCAUGUACAGUGUAUGGUUACGGACUCCAAUCCCUUCUGGCAUUUUGAGCUAAAUCUAAUCUCUGUUUUACUGUCGGGAAAUUUUGGCCCAGUUAAAGAGCUGCAUGCGGCCUAUUCUGUGUACAGAUUAAUCAGCAUUGCAUAUUGUAAUAAAGUAGACGACCUGUUUAAAAUUGGAAAAGUAUGAAUCCAUGUUAUGUUAGGUUUAGAAAUGUGUGAGUUUGGUAUGUAGGUUUGUGCAGAAAAAAAAAUGAAAUAAACACAUAAUAUUGUGUUAAAUACAUUCCUAUUUAAUUUGUGUUUUAUCUUUUGUGUUUUUCUAGCAAAUAUUUAUGUUUUUGCUAUGAAAUUGUUUUACUAUUGGUGGUAACAGUGUACCAGAGCAUGAAGUUGUCCAUACACCCAGCAGUAGUACAUUUUAAUUUUCUUUCUUUUUAGGGCUUUGUCACUGAUAAAUACCAAUACAGGCUGUAUGCAAACUACAGCCUGUUUAAAUUGCCCCGAAAUAAUUCUCAAGAAAAUAUUCUCCAUUUCCUACCCUAUUCCCUAAAAUCUGUUCUCAGUUGGUCCAAUCUUGGUAAAUAUAUUAUUUUUAAUUGAUUUGAUAAUUAAGGCUGAAAGGUCUCUAUGAACCCUGAUCUUUGAUACUCACAGACUACACGUUUUAGCUGCACAUGUGCCGAAAUGGAACUUCUUGCUCAAAUUGCAUUGUAAGUGUGGAAAAUGUUUUUAGUGAGAUGAUGAUUUUUUAUUUUUUUUAAAUAUAACCAUAUUUAUUGUGUUAUUCUCACGAGAACACUAAAUGUAGAAUGUUGUUGUUUUUUUUUUUUAAGAUUUCUCAUCUAUACAAUGCUAUACAUUUUGUUGCAUAUCUGUAUAUUUUAGGGUUUAUUGUAACUGUGUUUUUCCUUUUAUACUGUAUAUGCUUUGUAUGGAGAAUCUAGCAUCAGUUGUGUUUUGUACAAAUCAUUGGGUUUUUAAAAACGUCCACACUUGGUUUUGGGUUAUUGUCUGAGAAAUCUAUCGGUUGACUAUUUGAUACCAGCAAAUGCUGUUUAUAUACUUAACAGGACUUGUUAAAUUUCCUUCUAAUAGCAGAUCAAAAAUACAAAAUAACACAUUGACAUCAUGAUGUUUUACUUAACCUUGAAAGGAGAAUAUUGUAUAGGCUUUAAAUCAGGUUGAAAGAAACAAAUCCAAAGAUAACCAAAACUGAGUCUUGGUCUUGCCUUAUUGAGCUUGAGCUAUAUAUUGUUUUAGUUUUGUUUGUUGAGAAGGAUAGUUACAGAUGAAAUGUAAAGUUUACUGGAAUAUCACCACUGUGCCUGAAUUAUCUACAAACAAAU